UGCUGUUGCUAGUUAUAGUUUAGGCGCCUCUAAGCGCGCCGACUCCAGACGGUCUAGCAGGCACGAAAGGCCUAGAAUGCUUAUCUAGCUCAAUCCUCGCCCGAAACUUGGUUUUGGAAAUCUUUGUGGGCACUGCUCGCGUGAUUGCCUUGUUUCCGUUCCUGUUCCCAACGUCACGUUGUAGCCAUGGCGGCGGCAUUGCUGGGUCUCGACGGUCUCUUCCUCGGCUUCGAUAGCUCCACGCAGUCACUCAAGGCCACGGUAGUCGAUUCCUCCCUUCGGAUCGUCACUACCGAGUCCCUCCAGUACGACACUGCCCUCCCGCACUACCGAACCUCCGGAGGCGUGCACCGAGCCUCCGCCGAGCCUGAUUCCCGAACCUCCUCUUCCGGCUCGGCGCUCAGAGUUACCGCACCACCAGCCAUGUGGGUGGAGGCGUUUGAUUUGAUUUUAACGAGAUUGAAGGAUGCGGAUUUUCCGUUCGAUAAGGUCCGAGCAGUUUCGGGCAGCGGGCAGCAGCACGGGAGCGUUUACUGGCGGAGAGGAGCCCGGGCACGGCUUGCAAAUCUUAGAUCUGACCGAACCCUUUUCGCGCAGUUAUGUGGUGAUGAGAGAUACAGGAAAGAAGAAAGCAAGCUUCAAGGCACGGGAGAGGGAUUCAGCUCAAGCGAUUCGAUUAAAGGUGCUUCUUUACUAGAUGAUGCAUCAUCAAGUGUUUUUUCGCUGUUAGAUUCCCCCAUCUGGAUGGACAGCAGCACAGCAUCCCAGUGUAGGGAAAUCGAAGCAGCUCUUGGCGGGCCUGCAGCAUUGGCUCGGCUGACGGGCUCCCGAGCCUACGAGCGGUUUACUGGGCCUCAGGUUCGGCGUGUGUGGCAACAUCAGCCUCGGGAGUAUGAGAACACGGAGAGGAUCUCAUUGGUCAGCUCGUUUGGAGCAUCGCUAUUGGUCGGGGAUUACGCUCCUAUUGAUGCUGCUGACGGCGCUGGGAUGAAUCUGAUGGAUCUACGGACGAGAGAGUGGGCUGACGUGGCACUAGAGGCCACUGCGCCAAACCUGCGGGAGAGGCUUGGCGAGGUUGUCCCUUCACACGAGGUGGUUGGCAAUGUGCAUGGCUACUAUGUGGAAAGGUUCGGCUUCUCUCCUACUUGCCAAGUCGUGGCAUGGUCUGGCGACAACCCUUGCAGUCUUGCAGGUUUGGCGCUUGGAGGCUCGGGCGAUGUGGGCAUAAGCCUUGGGACGAGCGACACUGUGUUUGCGGUGGUUCAGCACCCCCAACCAGGAUUGGAAGGCCAUGUGUUUCCCAAUCCUGUGGAUCCAUCCUCGUUUAUGGCCAUGAUCUGCUACAAGAACGGGUCACUCACUCGACAAGCCAUCAGGGACCGCUGUGCAGGCGGGUCAUGGGAGUCAUUUUGCCAGCUGCUCAAUGAGUCUCCUCCCUUGAACGGUGGUCGCAUGGGCCUCUACUAUCUCGACUCAGAAAUCAUCCCACCACUACCAGUGGGAACUCAUCGGUAUGCGCCAAAGCAAGGCGACGGCUCAGCUACUUCAGAAGCGGCUGUUAGAGGCCCUCUCUCGGCGCUCACAAGGCUUGACCCCGACCAGACCUUCUCACCACCUGAAGAGAUCAGGGCACUGGUGGAGGGGCAGCUAGCAGCAAUGAGGGGACAUGCAGAGCGGAUCGGGUUGCAGAGCCCGCCUGCCCGAAUCAUGGCCACUGGGGGUGGUUCGGCCAAUGAGGCGAUCCUGCACACCAUGGCAAAUGUUUUUGGCUGCCCGGUGUACACCUCGACAUCCACAGACUCGGCCUCAUUGGGAGCAGCACUGAGGGCAGCACACGGCUACCUCUGCCACGCCCAAGGCUCCUUUGUUCCCUUCACAUCCCUCCUGGAUCAUGCGAGCGCCACCUCAGCAACUUCCAGCUCAGCAAAUGCCACAGCAGAAGGUGCCACGUCAACAGCCCCCAGCGCUGUCUCUCUUUCCGAAGCUAUCCCUGCUGGAUCGCCGGACCUGCACGCGAGGUACGGGGAGAUGGUGGCUCGGAGAAUGGCAGUUGAGCAACAGCUAUUGGACGAAGCCAGGGGGCAGCAAGCAUAGCGGCGGUGUGCAGUUCAUUGUGAGGCUUAAAGCCAGAACCAGUGUAGUUGGCUUUAACAACCACAGCUGGCUGCUGUGGCUGUUGAGGGCCAGUUGUUGGAUGAAGCGGAUGCGCAUUGAGUGGGCACUGGGCAGCUGGGUGAAGGAUAGAGAGUUGUGAUCAUGGUUGAGGUCCCAUUGAAAGCAUCUUAGAGGGUGUCAUGUUCCUGCGACCUUUCCCCAGGUCGGGCUCUUCCCAGACUCACCCCUCUCGCCUGAAUCUCAGCUAUGCUGAGCCCAAUUAUUAUUGCGCAGCGCAGAACCGUACUAGCCCUUCUCGCGCCGAAAUCGCAUCACUG
Molecule: messenger RNA, 2432 nt
Organism: Closterium sp. NIES-67
Lineage: Eukaryota; Viridiplantae; Streptophyta; Zygnematophyceae; Desmidiales; Closteriaceae
Source: the annotation of a GenBank genome assembly